CCCAUACGGUGUAUUUCCAACACCAUUCCGCUCCCUGUAAUCUCCAAUAUCCUCUUUGUUCAAGAUAUCGAUUUCGACCUUGUCAAGUAUCUCGCUCCUGGCGCCAAAACACUUUCUGAAGGGGAGGCCUUGCGUCUUGCCAUCGAUGCUCUACCUCAACAAGAGCGGUUUAUAGUGCGCAACUUGAUUGAAUAUAUCAAGGAGAGGCAGAGGUAUAUACCCGCGUCGGUCUUAGAUAGAUUGGAAACAAUAUCUUUUGUGAUCGCUGGGGAUUCGAAGAUCUCUGCACCAAAAAAAUUGCUCGAUCCAGUAUGCGAGGCCGCAUCGCUUUACUCCCCAAACGACCGGUAUGUCCCGAAAGAUGAAACUAGAAUAGUCGAUGCACUUCGCACCCUAGGUGCAUUCAAGACCACGAUAGACCCUGAAAUGGCGCUAGAAAGAAUCGAGUUUAUAUCCUCUCAUUCAGAUCUGAUCACUCGUCACAAUCUAGCUAUGAAGCUAUUUAGUCUGAUUCAGACUUCAUCUUUCAAUCUUUUGGAGCUAAAGGUCGAUGAUAGGCUGGAGUGGGUUCCUUCUGACGACUUCAAAGUUGUUCGUCCCAGCGAAUGCUACGACCCUCUCAUAUACCCAUUGUCAUUGUUCAACCGUGUCGCAAAAGUGAUUCAGCCCUCGCUCAUUGUCUCCCUUCCCCUUCGAAGUCUCCUAGGUUGGAAUGUUGCGAUCAGACGGGAU
Molecule: messenger RNA, 732 nt
Organism: Acaulospora colombiana
Lineage: Eukaryota; Fungi; Glomeromycota; Glomeromycetes; Diversisporales; Acaulosporaceae
Source: the annotation of a GenBank genome assembly